Messenger RNA from Cyphellophora europaea CBS 101466, 1473 nucleotides. RefSeq lists its product as uncharacterized. NCBI's taxonomy places the organism in Eukaryota, Fungi, Ascomycota, Eurotiomycetes, Chaetothyriales, Cyphellophoraceae. The record is from RefSeq and is a predicted model, not a curated record. The transcript has 2 exons. Bases 1 to 1473 code for a protein of 490 amino acids.
AUGGCUGCCCCCACUAAGCCAGCCUCUGCUGUCAAGAUCUUCCAGACGGAAGUUCUUGAUGCCGUCCUGGAAGAUCUGUGCUUGGACAUGAGCGAAGCAUUGUGCACCAGCAAGGAAGGCCACACGAUCCAGUACGGUGUUUAUGAUCCUACAGGGGUCGAUGGCUUGUGUGCUUGCUCCGACCGUCCUUCCAGAAACAUCCUCAAAGCUCGCUGCCCGAAGUUGACAUGCCCUUCCACCAAGCCGGAAUUGCACUUCGACAUUUCUCAAGAUGAGUGCUUCUGCGCUGCUGCAGAUGGCUGUAUCGAGCCUUCGAAGCUCGCACUACCUAUCAUGGCAGACUCCGACCUCGCCUUUUUGCACAGCUCCAUGUCUCGCAGCAUUCAUCGCAUCGGAGACAGAAUCUAUAACCUUGUCACUGCUAUUGACGUUUGGAAGAUGCUUGACCCGAAUCAGCAUGAUCUACUGGAGCUUACAACCACCGUCAAUGCUGUCCUGGGACAAUUGCCAAUCUUGACGAGCAAGAUUCGCGCCUCCAACUCUGAGAUCCGCGAGCAAGUGGAAACUUUGGCGGCUGGCCAGAUGCACAAGCGGCAAGAGCCCACCUCGACUUUCUCCACGUCAAUUGACCCAGCCGCACCUACCUUUAUUCCUCCUCCAAAGACCGAUAUUACUGACGAACUUAUCAAUCAGUCUUUGACCGUUGAGCCAGAGAAUACUGGGACUAUCACCGGAGUCAUGCCGGACCUAAUGAACGGUGUCUUGGUGAUGCCACUUCAGUUGCGAGGAAUCGCGCCCAUUGUGUCUCUCAAUUGCAGUACCUCAUUUCCUUGCGGCGCCAUCGGCAAGGGUCCCGACCCGAAUAUUCUCAUCGUACCCGAGACUGUCGUUGAUGGUGUACGUCAGACUGUUGUCGCUGACUGUAUGGUUCUCGCCGUGAACAUGUACAACCCCAAAAUCAUGAAUUGGGCCAUUCAGAACACCGACGGCGAGAUCUUCUCCCUAGUUGGGAGCAACAAAGUCAUCGACAUUGACAAGAUCAACACCACUGCCCCUGUGGCGCUCAGCUUGCGAUCGGCGCUUGACAUCACCAAGCGUGGUGCUGCUAAUGUUGUGGACUAUGUCAUUCCAAAGCGUAACCAGGUAUUCAAGGCCCCCUGCAACGCUCACUGCACCAGCAAAGGGUACUUCGUCCAGGGUCUUGAAGACUUCUGCGGUUGCAUUAAGCGAGAUGAGGAGAUUCCUUCCUUCGAGCCUCGUGGCAUCUCAGCGCCCGACCUGACCGAAGCUACCAUGUCUGCUGAGGCUUGCACGGCGAUGACGUGUAUCAACAAUGGAGGCAAGCCAGCUGUGUUCAACCCUUACAGCAUGACUUGCUGGUGUGUGGACGAAGUUUUUGUCGAGGACAUCUCCAGUGGUUGGGCUGUUCGCUUGCGGUCCUUCGUCUCGAGAGCGCUUAGCCUAGCGGAAUGA